This is a messenger RNA of Clunio marinus, 243 nucleotides long. Lineage: Eukaryota; Metazoa; Arthropoda; Insecta; Diptera; Chironomidae. The record is from the annotation of a GenBank genome assembly.
AUGACUCAAAUUGAGUUGAGUGCGUUAGAUCACGAAGAAAAUGUCGCGAUUCCUGUUCAAAAAGACUCGACUACCCAAGCUGGUGCAAAAAAAAGACAAAAAGUGGAUGAAACAUUUCAUCUGCUUUUAUUGCACGACGCGGUGGCACAUUGUACAUCGAGUCGUAAAACAAGCAAUUUUAAAAGAAAAGUUUUGUCAGAAACGAAACGGUAUUUAGUGUAUGAUCUUCCGUACACUGUUUGA